Sinocyclocheilus rhinocerous is the source of this 8204-nucleotide messenger RNA. RefSeq lists its product as uncharacterized. Bases 298 to 6003 code for a protein of 1901 amino acids. The record is from RefSeq and is a predicted model, not a curated record. Gene Ontology annotation, molecular function: protein binding. The transcript is spliced from 12 exons. Gene Ontology annotation, cellular component: cytoplasmic vesicle. Lineage: Eukaryota; Metazoa; Chordata; Actinopteri; Cypriniformes; Cyprinidae.
CUGGAUGACGGAGCGAUAGACAGGAGGAAAGAGAAUAACGGCGUGUAAUAAUUUCAGAGUCAGGGUUUGUGCGAUGGAAUAGAGAUCGAGAUUUAUAUCCUUCUGGAAAUGAGGUAAUUUGUUUCGUAUUGAAUUGUCUGCUGGAUUAUGUGCGUUUUGUUUUAUUUCCGGAUUUUGCUGAUGAAUCUGUUGUUUUGUUUAUACGGUACUAACUAGAUCCAAGAUGUGACCCCAUAUGUUUACAAACUCUUUAGAAAAACACCAGAAUAAUAAUCAGGACAUAAAAACUAUCCCACCAUGCACCACUCCUCUCGUCCCUCUGUGCCCCCACGUUCCCGCAGGUUUGUCGAUAGGCGUACGGAGGUAAAACCAAGCCAAGGGGCUAAGAGGGAGGACAAAAACAUGAACACAGCAUCUUCAUCCCCUCGUCGUGGCACUCGGGGACCACCUGAGUCUUCCAGGUUGAAGGGCCCCAGUCAAGGUGCACGAGCCCCAGUGGUUCAAUCCAAACUGGUGCGGCCACAGAAGAAUGGUGCUCACGCAAUACCAGCUAUCUCAAAACCAAAAAGUGGACACACUGUAUCAAACCUAGUCCCAGCUGUGGAUCCAAACUGCAAUGAGCCCAGCCUACCUUGUCUGUGUUGUGAUGGCCAUUCACCUCAGGAUAGCAACAGCCUUUUUAAUCACAACCAUAACAAUAAUAACACUGUAAACAUCAGGCAACAAAUGAAGCUGCCACCACCACCUCCACAGAAGGAAUUGGCAGUUCCCAAACAAGACAUCAAAGAAGAUGAGUGUAAGCCAGAAGUAAAGCAACCUCAUGUCAUUCCAGUGGAGGAGAGAGAGGAGGACAAUGGCAGUGUGGAUGAAAAAGAGGGUGGUCAGCUCAAAAAUGAUGACUGUGGUAUAAAUGUGAAUGCUAAUGUUGAUGAGAAUGGCAACGGCAAUUGUAAUGGUGAAGAUGAUGAAGAUGAUGACGACGAAGAUGAUGAUACUCUUGUCCCUUCUUGCUGCAACUGUCCAAAAUCCUUGCUGGACUUCUCCCUCACAUCUUCUACCUCAUCUUCAUCCACAUCCAUCAGCAGCUGCUCAGAUCUGGAGUGUGACUGUCCUGAUACAUUUUCAUUGUCAUCCCAGGACCAAGAGGCCACUGAAUGCUAUCCAUCAUCUCAUUCCCCGGUCUCCAACUGCCUUGCCUUUCAGUCCAAUGCUUUACCAUUGGAUCUCAACACUUCUGCAAGAUCGCCUUGCUCUUCUGAUGAAGGCUAUCCCUCAGCCCCUUGCUCUCCGUCCUCUGAUUAUGUAGACAGCAAGGGAUCAGAAGAAGGAAAAUGUAUUAAAGUGGAUCUCCUCCAUUUUUUAGACUCCAUAGAAGAGUUGGGAAAAGUGGAUCUGUUCUACCGCAUUGUUAGGCUGGCACACUGGGAACUGGAUGGUGAGCUGAUUGUCAGAGAUAGAUUGGAUCACCAGCAGAAGCUUCAGAGGGUUAACAAAGAGGUGAAGUUGGCUUAUCUUGUGAAACUUCAGGAGGAAGGUUUAGACUUUGAUGAUGAGGAUAUCACUGGAGUUUUGGAUGAAAUGGACAACAUUGACAUUCCAUGGAAGUUGUAUAAAAACAACAAAUCAAGUGAAUCCCAGGAAUUUUCUGAUGCAGGGGUAGAUAUGACAGCCCCCUCUGAUCUUGAUGAAACCCCUGCCUCGGAUUCACUUGCUCCAUCGCCAUUGGAGCCUCCUCCUCGGCCCCCAAAACCUCCAACGAGGCAUGUGAGUGCCCACCCAGAUUCACACACUUACGAGAACAUCAGCGGACAUGUUUUCUCAGUCACAUCCACCAAUCACGCUACUAAUUUCUCUACAAGUGUCCCUGUCCCUACCUUGCCUGCAUUGUCAUCCUCACCCCCAGCUUUAAAACCUCCUGCCCUUCCUCCUCCUCCAUCACAACCUGUGCCCUACUUCACCCUAAAUACAGACAGACCUGCUCUCACCUCCCCCAAACCACCCAUUCCUCCUCCAAGAAAACAUCAUAAAGCCCGUCUAGAAGCUCAGAGACUUGCUGAGCUUGAAAGAGAAAAGACUCCUCUGUCCUUUCCACCGCCAAUGUCCAGACCUCCUCCAUUGCCACCUCCACCUGCGAUGUCCUCGCCUCCAGCUGUUCCACCUCCACCAUCACUCCCGCCGCCUCCAUCUUUUCACACUCUGGAUGUGGAAAUCCGAAAGUUGCUUGCCCUAGCAGGCCUCACCCAAGCUGAAUUGCUUAAACUUAGUCCCGAGUUGGGUGUUUGUGUAGAUGUUGUCCUGGAGAAUGAGCAACAGCCAAUGUCUGACGUCUCUCAGAUUGGAGAAAUCAGUGUAAACUGGACACACAAGGAAGAAGGUGUAGAUAAGGGGUUGCAUUCCAGAUUGAAAGAAGGAUCCAGAUUUGGGAAAGACAGGUCAACAGGUGCAAAUGAAUUAGAUACUCUCAGUGAAAAGGAAAUUUGUAAAGAUGAACAGAAGGAAUCAAACAGGACAACAUCCUUCACAGAAAUGGCAAGACGACAUAAGAGAAAUAGUGGACACCGUAAUCAUAGCUGCAGCUGUGGUUUUGGAUCCAAUGUUAGCCUAUCUCCCAACUCAUAUUACAGCACUGAUCUUAGCAAUACAAACAUCCUGAAUGUUAGCUUUGGAAUCUUUGAUUAUACUUCAGUGAUUUCAGAUACCCCUCCUCCUCCUCCUCCACCUCCACGACCAUUGCCCUCUUGUCCACCAAUUUCCUCCAAUCCUCCUGAACUUCCUCCUCUCAAACCUUGCACUCUGCCUGCCAAUGCAUUUCGCCCAGAUAGGUUUGACUGGCUGAUAGCCUUCACCCCAGAUACAGAGUCGCCACCUCUUGAGAUGCGAAAAUCGUCAAAUGAUGGCAUGUUGCAAAAAGGCCCAGCUUCAACUUCAGGCUCAAAAGUCACAACCUUUAAAGAAUUACGCAACAGAAGCAAACAGAGCUCCCCGCCAGCUCCUGUUCAACCAGAACCUGAUCCAACUGUUAUCACCCCAGACCCUGAUUUUCUGUACAACCUCAAAUGGAGAAGAGAGAAGAUUGAUGGGGAUGGCUGGGAAUAUACUUCCCAAGCACAAGCCUCAUUUCUUCAGCCGCCACCCACUCCUGCCUCAUUGUCUCUCUUUAGGGAAAUGUGCCGCCUGAAUAUACAAGAAGAUUGCCCAGCAGAACCCAAAGUGUCCCAACAAAUUGGCUGUUCAGUAAGUGAAGGAAGCCUUAGGACUAUUUGUGAUGAAAGAGAUAAAGCUGUUAACACCAAGAAGAUGGAUGAUGAAGAUAAAGUGGAAGUUAGGGGAAUGGCAGAUGGAGCAUGGACUUUGGAAACCAGAACAUCAGUGUCCUCACCUCCCUUGUCCCUCUCCCUGACCUCACCUUAUUACCUGCACUCUGCUCCCCUGUCCCAGUUUUACCACACUGGCACUAACAGGGAUCGUGCCGUGACCCAUUGUGAGGGUUCUGUAAACAUCUCAAACCCGUUAUGCGUAAAUUCCACUUUUGACUGCAGCAAAGAUGACUAUACUGACUCCCUGUACUGUGCCGGCCCAGAAAACAAUACGAUGUUGUUCUGUAAACAGGAAAAUGAUCUCAGUGGUAACAUGGAUUCUCUGUACCACCGCUGCAAUCAUGCUGACAGCUUCCUAGACUCUUUAUACAUCUGUGGGCAUGAUCUUGACAGCACAAAAAACAGCUUCUGUCCACAUAACAGUGGAGUCGAUUCAAUCAGAAAUGAUGAUUCACUUUACAGUGAUGCCAGAUACACAAGAAGCAGCCUGAAGCUGUUCACUGACCCUGAACCACCAUCUGACAUUAACACUCUCACUGAGGGAGACAUAACGCCGUACAAAAACAUUGACAUGCAGGCUUACAUAGCUAUGCGAAACCUCAAAAAUCGGAGCUAUGUGAACAAAAACAGUUAUAAAGAUGUCGACUCGCUGUUUGAUUUAAAAUCAGACAACACUGAUGACUCAAAACCACCAAUCAACCCGUUUUUUGACCACAACAGCAAUGAAAACUCAACACAGAACAAACAGCAGCUUGUAUCUUUCCCUGCUUACUACCUUUAUCACCCCCAAAACUGCCCCUUGCAUAAAGGCGCCCCCCCACGGCUUUCCCCCGUAGGAGCGAUCUCGCCUCCCCACAGGUCCGGGCCUCCAGUUCCAGGCACAGAUGUUGCCCAUCUCUGUUCACCCCUGUUCCCCCGCAGUCACACCCUUCCUGCCCUUGCCGCACCCCUUUACUACCCUUAUCUGUACACACCCCCUGUUCAAGCCCCUCUGCGGGAGCCAUCGGUACCCAUACUUCACUUUCAGCAGAGUCCACCACCGCUCACUUUAACUGUUCGCAGCUUCUCAUUUGCCGGCUCUGAGCAGAAGAACGCAGCCUGGAUGGGAGAAGAUGUGAGGCCCUCACUAAGUGCUGAAGGGCUGUCUUCUGCCUGCCUGCAAGAAAAGAAAAUUCUUGUCAAUUCUGUCAGUGUGGCAGUGGAAGCCAUUUUGGCUCAGUUCAGUUCGUCCAGGACUGUUGUACAGAAGUUUUACUCAGUAGAUAAGACUCUUUCUGGAGACAGCAGUGUAAAUCCCUGUCUUGGUCGUCUGGUACUGCAGUCCCUUUGCCCAGCCCUGCGCAACCUGCUCUCUGAUGGACUCAAGCCUCAUCAGAGUGACCUCAUUGCAGGCAGAAGGCCAAAUUCACCCUGGGGAUUGGUUCAGGCCUCCACCAAACCAGGCCCGGGCACACAGGCUUUGCACAACCUUCAGACUAAAGUAGCAGGGCUUCCCCAGCUUAAGCAGAGCAGACACAAGUUCAACGCAUUUCUGUUUGGCCUUCUCAAUGUCAAGCUCCUGGAUUACUGGCUUUCACAUCUGCAGUCCUGCAGUGAUGUGUUGGAGACAUAUUACCGCCCCGCUUCCUUCAUGCGUCUCUCACUAACUUCUUGCCAGCCUCUUUUUGAGGAGCUUCUCCUCCUACUGCAGCCUCUCUCUCUUCUGACCUUUAACCUCGACCUGCUGUUUCAGCAUCACCACCUUGACCCCUCCUCCCCACCUCUCACCCCAGCCAGUCACACAUCUGAGAUAUAUAGCCCACCAAAUGAAGACUUCAGCUUCCACUUGUCACCCAAGGGGCUUUUCCAAGAAAGUGGCCAUCAUCUUGGAAGCGUGUUAGAGCAAGACCUUGGCAGUUUGGGUUUAGACCCCAAUCCUAAUUCAGGUCUCACGAGUCACGUUCUUGAUCUGUCAGCCUAUCGCAAUCCAAUUUCGCUGUCGUCAGGCGUCACCAAGGAGGAAGCCAGUUCGCCAUUAUCAUGGUUUAAAGGGAAUGAGAUCUCCAUACCUCUUGAUGCCGGAAGCCUUUCCCAGCAGGCAGGCCAGGCUCUUCAGCAAGGCUGGGGUGCAGUAAUGCGUUUUGGGGAGCGUUUAGGGCAGAACUUUGGUUUGGCCACCACCACAGAGGAUGAUAAAAGUCCAAACUCACCAGGAGACUUCAAGACUGGCUUCUCGCUGAAUCCAAAAAGUCCAGAUGAAAACAGGCAGCAACCAAGAGACGACCUUUCCUUGAAGGAUAGUGGAGCUGCUGUUCCCUGGGGUCUGGGACGGCUCUUUGGAGCUUCUAAGAGCCCCAGCAACCCACCAGCAAGCAGGCGCCCAUCUCAGUGGCUCUCCCCAGGCGUAUCCGUCCUUUCCCGCAUAGUGAAUCUUGACCAGGGUUCUCCGCCUGAGAAGAGAGAGCCCCAGAGAAGCAAAGAUAAGGAGGAAGAUGAGAAGGAAGAGAUUAAUGAAACCAGAGAUCAGCCAAAGCCCCUGAGGACGGUCCGAACUCUGUGUGACCACACAGGCACUGGAACAGAGCUGAGCUUCAGGAAGGGGGAGGAGCUUGUCCUGUUGGGAGGCGUGGACCAUGACUGGAUUCGAUGUCGUCAAGGUCACAAGGAAGGCCUUGUUCCCAUUGGUUAUGCUUCACUUAUCAUGUGACUUAUCUUUAAUUUUGCCUGUAUGUUUGUGUGAAAGAAUAUCAGGGGAUAAUGUAUAAGGGAAAAGACCAUAUAUAGAUGUAGUUAUUAGUAGCCGUGUUACGCGUUUAUCUGUUUAUCUCUGACCCUCGUUGCCUGGUUUGUGACGUCUGGAAUAUUUUCUGUGAUAUAUUAGAAACUGUAUAAAUCAUAAAUAUAUAUUUAGAUUUUAAAAAGAUAGAUGGACAGAUAGACAAAAAAUAGAAUUGGGUAAUGAAUAAAAAUCAAGUAAAACCAUCAUAGUGUAUUUAUUAUUAGGUGUGUUGCCAUAACAAACGGCUCACCCGGAAUCUUACUUAAAAAGCGCAAAGUUACGUAUAUUCAUAAAACAGCAUUUCAUUAUAAUUUUAAGUCUAAUAAACAACCAAUAUGCAUAUGCGACCUAUUUUCAUCCGAAACUGUGUGUAAAACCCCUUAAAUUUCUUACCAUAUCAUCAGCCCAAAGGCAAGCACGUCUUCAUUACUACAAAGGGCAAAGGCAUGAGUUUUGGUUAUUUUGGGGCUGCAUUAGUACAUAAAUGACAGAUUUACUCAAGUUAACUCUUUAAUUUAUUAUACAAUUAAUAUUUUAUUUUUAUUGAACUGUUUAAUAAGAAAUUACUGGCUAAUCAGUCUAAAAACUAACUGCUUGACAAUUUAAAUAAUUUUUUCCUCAUAAUAUUAAUACUUCGUUGUUCUAAUUUGUACACCAACAAUUAGUAGAUGAACUCUUGGUAUUGCCUGAAGAUGCCCUUAUAUACACCCUUUUAUUAUCUCACUUACCAAGAAAAAAAUAUUCUGUUUGAAAACCGACAUUAUUAUUCUCUUAUCGUUAUUAUUGUAACUCUCAAUGGUAACAGUCAGAUAUACGUAUUAGAGUGGUAGUGUGUAGAUGAUUCUUUUCUAUUUCAUACAGUGUGAUGGCUACUGUGGUAAGAUCUGUAUCACCCAUGAGCUUGAUAGUGACUAUGCAUACUCUGUACUGUAUUGUUUAUGAGGCUUGUUGCUGGAGAAACGUAUAUGAUUGAUAGCAUUCAUGAUUUUCUUUUGAAUGGAUAUUCUGCAUCCGUAUAAUGCUUUGAAUCAGGGGUUUACAUACUAAACCUGUAUGAAUGUGUGUAGCAAAUGUCAGGUAUUCAUCAAUACAACUUAUUUGUGUGCACAAAUACUUUCACUUAGACUACAAAUGCUAAAGGAAUAGGCCAGGAUUUUAGUGGCUGUGGUGGGAAAGGUGAUUUUAAAUAGAGCUUGCUUAUUGUUGUUCAUUAAAUGGCCCUCUGUGUUUCCCACAUGUAUGAAUUUUUGUCACACCUCUGACACUGCUAAUCAUAAAUAUAUUCUGAAAAAUGAGAGAAUAACCCGGUCACAUAAGCGUGCCAGUCCGCAUGGAACACAGCAUUGCCUAUCACACCACAUAAUGAUAUGCCUUCUGGAUUAUUCCAACCAAUAGCAAAAAGCAGUGGGCUACAGUAGCAGUAACCAAUUCACAUUGCUGUAUAUAUAAGUAAAAUUAGUGUAUGGGAUUUAUGUAUGUAUGAGUAUGUCAAGGGACAGUUGAUACAAUUUUUAAGAUAUAGUUUAAGAGAAAACAAAGUCUGAGAUUUAGCUCCUUGAGAAGUUAGCUUUGUAAUUGGCUUGAGCUUUAAUGUCCCUGUUUUAAAAACAAAGAAAAUAUAAUAAAAUCGUAUGGUUUGAGAAGUAAGCAAACAGCAGGGGUUCGGUAAAAAAAAAAAAAAUCAUAUUUAGUGUAAUAGUCUUACCUCACAGGGCAAACUGCAAUGAUGCAUGAUGUUUUUUUUAAUGAUUAUUUUCAUUUAUUAUUUUUAGUUCUUGUAGUUGUCAUUUUCAUUAUGACAUUUCAUUAAUAUGUUUUGGAGAAAGAAACAGCUAUGUUGCAUUAUAAAUAUAGUGUGCUUAUUGUCUGUGGUUAAUGUCUGCUUUUUAUCUGUUCCUCUUUUCUAUCUCUCUAUCUAUCUCCUGUGUGUGUACUUUUGUGUGGUAAUGAGUUGCGUAGCUCUGUGUGGUAAUGCCCAUCGCUGGUAGCACACUUAAAGCAUAUUAUGUACUGUACCAACUCUUGAGUUCUGUAAUUCCCUGUGAAUCAGCUCUAUGCAUGUUGGUGUUUGUAAAUAUGCCCAAUAAAAUAUUAAAAGAAACGAUGUGCAAAGAGUGUGACGCUGAAGA